Molecule: messenger RNA, 1842 nt
Organism: Manduca sexta (tobacco hornworm)
Lineage: Eukaryota; Metazoa; Arthropoda; Insecta; Lepidoptera; Sphingidae
Gene: SOCS6
Product: suppressor of cytokine signaling 4
Exons: 3
Coding region: 189-1121 (310 amino acids)
Biological process (GO): intracellular signal transduction; phosphatidylinositol phosphate biosynthetic process
Cellular component (GO): phosphatidylinositol 3-kinase complex
Molecular function (GO): 1-phosphatidylinositol-3-kinase regulator activity
Source: RefSeq, a predicted model, not a curated record
UCAAUCAUUCAAUGAUCGAAUAUGUUCUUUGGAACAAUCUGUCAAUAAUUUUAAGUUGAUUUUUAACUUGUUUUGAACUGGAAUUGUAACUUGUUUUGCUUGCCAAUUGGCAGUAUUUACCAACUAAUCCAUUAAUUUGGAAAGUAAACAUUAUUAAACAUUUAAAAUCGAGUUUAAAUGUCACAGUUAUGAAUAAAAACUACGAACGGUGUUCCCAUUGUACUCGACGUAAAUGGCUUGCUACAGGUUGUCUUCGCAAGUGGCUAAAACCUAAUGGCUUGGAAUGUAAACAUUUACAAAGAAGUAUUGAUAACAAGAGGGAUUUCAGCAAUACUGAUAUCGUAAAUAGUGUUUUUUUACCCGACCGUAAGCCAACUAUGAACACAAAUAAGUUUGUAAAAUUUUGGAAAAAUAAAUUAUUCCUCACUGGCAGUGUCAGAUCUCUACAAAGAUAUUUUGGCAACAAAAACAACGCUGGUGAAUAUGCGUGCAGUCUUAAUAAGGUCAAUGACCCAUGUACAUCAUCUGACAAAAGAUUAGGCCCUGUUGGCUAUGAAGGUAAAAAGGAUGAUAUAAAACAAUACACAAGAUGUCAGCAUUCUAGAGAAGGGCAUCUAGUGCUUCGUGGCCAUCAUCAACAUGCAUCUCUUGAAACUUGUGCAAUAUAUUGCCAAUUAUCAAAGCAUGGGUGGUACUGGGGAGGCAUUACAUCAAGUGAGGCUGAAGAGUUACUAGCUGGACAGCAUGACAAUGUGUUCUUAGUAAGAGAUUCAUAUGACUCUCGCCACAUACUGUGUGUUUCAUUUCGCUGUGUUGGCAGAACCCUCCAUGCUCGACUGCGACAUGCAAAUGGACUUUUUUCUCUUAACAAUGAAACAUUUGUACCAGUAAAUAGAAUAUCAGAACAUUGUGCCGCCGUUGAUGUGAAAUCAAAUUUAUUUGAGAUGCCAGUAAAAUUAGCAAGACCUUUAAAUAGGUUUGCAAAAUUGGACUCUUUGCAAAUGAUCUGCAGAUUUGUUAUUCGUCAGACAGUUUCAGCUAAUGUAUGGCACAUGUUGCCUCUGCCACCAAACCUGAUUUCAUACAUAGCUGGGGGAAGUGACUACAUAGUGCCCUCAUAGCUAAUGUAUAGUUAUAUUAUGUGCCUUAAUAAUUGUGUAUCUAAAUUGUAAAUGCAUGUUUGUUUAUAGACUGUCAAAUACUAUUGAGUAGACAUAUUUCAUAUUCAGGGAAGAAAUAAAGUAAUUGAAUAACAAAUAGUACUAAUUAAACACUGGACUGGGUACCUAUGCCAAAUACAAUAGAAACAAUUAUAACAUGCCUGAUUAUUUGUGUACAAAUAAUAUUUUUUCCUGAAUAUGGUAUAGUAGCAUAAGGCAACAAAUUAAUGGUCUCCAUUAUAAUUCAGAUAAAGUUGGUUGCCUUAUGUAGGUACACUAUGUUAAAUAUUUUAAAUUUUAUACAGAUGCAUAUUUUAAUUAAAAAAAUAAAAAUUAAAAUCCUCUUUUAUACUUUUUCCAAUCACAAUUUAUUAAUAGUAACAGCUUGACAACAAAUUGUUUAUUAACAACUGCUUAAUAUAUUUGCAUACUGAAUCUUGAGACAUAAUUCAAACAGAAAUAUAACUGCUUCUAUCACAGACUUGAUGAAUGGCAAAAGUAUCUAGUUUAGUUAUUUUAUUGUACAUGGCCAAAAUGCCUAAUCUCUCAGUGUAUUUUUGUUUUAGUUUAUCAUGUAAGCCAAUACUUAUCUAAUCAAACAAAGAAUAAUAUGCAAUUUUAACAAGUUUUUGUACCUUCAUAAAUCACAUAUCUAUUAAUAUAAUAAAUAAUUGUCAAAAUC